Maudiozyma barnettii is the source of this 618-nucleotide messenger RNA. RefSeq names its product Rab GTPase family protein. Gene Ontology annotation, cellular component: plasma membrane; endosome. The coding region runs from base 1 to 618 and encodes 205 amino acids. Gene Ontology annotation, molecular function: GTPase activity; GTP binding. The transcript has a single exon. Lineage: Eukaryota; Fungi; Ascomycota; Saccharomycetes; Saccharomycetales; Saccharomycetaceae. Gene Ontology annotation, biological process: protein localization to plasma membrane; regulation of exocytosis; protein secretion. The record is from RefSeq and is a predicted model, not a curated record.
AUGUCAGGUAGUAACAAAAACUAUGAUUCGAUUAUGAAGAUUUUGCUAAUUGGUGAUUCAGGUGUGGGGAAGUCCUGUUUACUAGUUCGUUUUGUGGAAGAUAAAUUUAGUCCUUCGUUUAUUACUACUAUUGGUAUCGAUUUCAAGAUCAAGACAGUAGACAUUAAUGGUAAGAAGGUCAAAUUGCAAUUGUGGGAUACUGCAGGUCAAGAACGUUUCAGAACUAUUACUACAGCCUAUUAUCGUGGUGCUAUGGGUAUUAUACUUGUCUAUGAUGUUACGGAUGAAAGAACAUUCACUAAUGUUAACCAGUGGUUCAAGACUGUCAGUGAUCAUGCGAAUGAUGAUGCGCAAUUAUUGUUAGUUGGUAACAAAUCUGAUAUGGACACUAGAGUUGUUACUUAUGAACAAGGUGAAACUCUUGCCAAGGAGUUAGGUUUACCUUUUGUUGAAGCUAGUGCAAAGGAUGAUACCAAUGUCAACGACAUCUUCUUCACUCUGGCUAAAUUAAUCCAAGAAAAGAUCGAUAACAAUAAAAUGUCAGAUGCCAGUGGUCAAGAUGGUAACGUUAACAUCAAGUCAGGUGCUGAGAGCGGUUCUAAGUCAAACUGUUGUUAA